AUGGUCGCCUCUCCCGAGACCUUGCAGGCACCGUAUGAGCUCGCAUGCAAAUACUUGAGCCAGCAUCAAGACACGAAACGCUUUGGGAAAAAGCACCACGUCGUGAGGAAUAAGCUUGUUAGGCAGAACAGUCGCCUCUACACAUGGGGCCGCGCCAAUGGGUUCCCUCUCAUGCCAGAUUUUCCCACCUUGAGCGAGUUCCAUCCUCUACUGCAGGACGAUAAUAUGCACACUCAGGUGAAAGAUAUUCUCGAGAGCAUCGUUCAUUUGCAUCUCUCGGGGCCGUCAGGAUUCAUAUCAAUCAAAGAAGAGCUACCGCUAGUAGAAAGGUUCAGUUUGAAGGACUUUAUCUGGCGGAUGGGCAGGCUAGUUCAAAGGCCAAGCAAAGAUAUCGAACAACUGAGCGUUUUGGCAGACAAAUUGGAGAAUUUGGUCACCAAACUGGAACUUCUAUGCCCCGGGUCCCAGGUUUCAUGGGUUAAAGCUGAUGUGAAUACUGUCGACUGGUCUCUUAUUUGCUCUAUGGCCAAAGAAAAUCCAAACUCCAAGCCAGACAUAAUAUUGAACGCAGAUGUCUGGGACAGUGAAAGGCUCGCGUAUGGGCGAUAG
Molecule: messenger RNA, 609 nt
Organism: Clonostachys byssicola
Lineage: Eukaryota; Fungi; Ascomycota; Sordariomycetes; Hypocreales; Bionectriaceae
Source: the annotation of a GenBank genome assembly